AGGGCUUCAGGACCCGGACGGGUAGGGCAGCCUGCGAGGGUGGCCGAAGACGCACGGAUCUGGGCGCCAGGAAGCCUGGGUUCGGCAAUGGCUUUGCUGUGUGGCCUUGGGCAAGUCACUCUCCGUCUCUGGGCCCCACUUCCUCCCCUGUCCGAAAAGAAGAUCAGGUUCCUAGCUACCGGGGCAUUCCUGAGGAGCGGCGGCAUGGAGGCUCUCACCACUCAGCUGGGGCCGGGGCGCGAGGGCAACUCCUCGCCCAACUCCAAGCAGGAGCUGCAGCCCUACUCGGGCUCCAGCGCUCUCAAACCCAACCAGGUGGGCGAGACGUCGCUGUACGGGGUGCCUAUCGUGUCUCUGGUCAUCGACAGUCAGGAGCGCCUAUGCCUGGCGCAGAUCUCCAACACCCUCCUCAAGAACUACAGCUACAAUGAGAUCCACAACCGCCGCGUGGCCCUGGGCAUCACAUGCGUGCAGUGCACACCGGUGCAACUGGAGAUUCUGCGUCGGGCCGGGGCCAUGCCCAUCUCGUCGCGCCGCUGCGGCAUGAUCACCAAGCGCGAGGCCGAACGCCUUUGCAAGUCGUUCCUGGGCGAGCACAAGCCACCCAAGCUGCCCGAGAACUUCGCCUUUGAUGUGGUGCACGAGUGCGCCUGGGGCUCGCGUGGCAGCUUCAUCCCCGCGCGUUACAACAGCUCGCGUGCCAAGUGUAUCAAGUGCGGUUACUGCAGCAUGUACUUCUCGCCUAACAAGUUCAUCUUCCACUCGCACCGCACACCCGACGCCAAAUACACGCAGCCCGACGCAGCCAACUUUAACUCGUGGCGCCGACACCUCAAACUCAGUGACAAGUCGGCCACAGACGAACUGAGCCACGCUUGGGAGGACGUCAAGGCCAUGUUCAAUGGUGGCACUCGCAAGCGGACUUUCUCGCUGCAAGGAGGCGGCGGCGCUAAUGGCGGGUCGGGUGGGCAGGGGAAGGGUGGUGCUGGUGGUGGCGGCGGGGGCGGCCCGGGGUGCGGCGCGGAGAUGGCCCCAGGCCCGCCGCCCCACAAAAGCCUGCGUUGUGGCGAAGAAGAGGCCGCCGGGCCUCCCGGGCCGCCUCCUCCUCACGCGCAGCGGGGACUUGGUCUGGCGGCGGGAGCUGGCGGCCCCCCGGGCCCUGGAGGGCCUGGUGGCGGCGCCGGCGUACGCAGCUACCCAGUGAUCCCAGUGCCCAGCAAGGGCUUUGGCCUCUUGCAGAAGCUGCCCCCGCCGCUUUUCCCUCAUCCCUACGGUUUUCCCACGGCCUUCGGCCUCUGCCCCAAAAAGGACGACCCCGUGCUAGGCGCGGGCGAACCCAAGGGCGGCCCAGGCACCGGGAGCGGCGGGGGCGCGGGCACUGGCGCAGGCGCGGGCGGCCCAGGAACCGGCCACUUGCCCCCCGGUGCGGGGGCUGGCCCGGGCGGCGGCGCCAUGUUCUGGGGUCACCAGCCCCCCGGAGCAGCCAAGGACGCAGCGGCCGUGGCUGCGGCGGCUGCCGCAGCCACUGUGUACCCGACGUUUCCCAUGUUCUGGCCGGCGGCAGGCAGUCUCCCAGUGCCGCCCUAUCCAGCCGCGCAAAGCCAAGCCAAAGCCGUGGCGGCGGCUGUAGCGGCGGCAGCGGCGGCGGCUGCGGCUGCUGCCGGUGGCGGCGGCCCCGAGCCCCUGGACGGUGCUGAGCCGACCAAGGAGGGCGGCCUGGUCGCAGAGGAGCGCUGCCCCAGCGCGCUGUCCCGCGGGCCGCUGGACGAGGAGGGCGCCGACGAGGCGCUGCCGCCCCCACUGGCCCCGCCGCCCCCGCCGCCCGCACGCAAAGGCUCCUACGUGUCGGCCUUCCGGCCUGUGGUCAAAGACGCGGAGAGCAUCGCCAAGCUCUACGGUAGCGCCCGCGACGUGUACGGCGGCGGGCCAGCCCGUGGGCCCGGGCCAGGCGCAGGGUCCGGCGGCGGCUACGUGAGCCCGGACUUUCUGAGCGAGGGCAGCUCCAGCUACCACUCCGCCUCCCCCGACGUGGACACUGCGGACGAGCCCGAGGUGGACGUGGAGUCCAACCGCUUCCCCGACGACGAGGGAGCCCCGGACGAGGCCGAGCCCGGCGCAGCCGGCGCGCCCAGCACAGGAGACGGCCCUGAUGGCGACCAGCAGGCAGGGCCCCUGUCUACCACCUCAUCGGGCGCCGACGGCCCCACAGACUCUCCCGACGGCGGCAGCCCUCGUCCCCGGCGCCCCCCGGGUCUACCCCCAGCCAGUCGGUCUGCAUUUGGGGACCUGGCGGCCGACGACAUGGUGCGGAGACCGGAGAGGAGCCCGCCAAGUGGCGGCUAUGAGCUGCGAGAGUCUUGCGGACCGCUCGGGGGGCCCGCACCGGCCAAGGUGUACGCGCCCGAGCUGGAGGAGCACGUGAAGAGCGCGGCGGCGGCGCUGGGGCCCGCGGCCUCCUACCUCUGCACCCCCGAGGCCCACGAGCCAGAUAAGGAAGACAAUCACUCGACUGCCGACGAUUUGGAAACAAGGAAAUCCUAUCCAGACCAAAGGAGUAUCUCCCAGCCAAGUCCCGCAAAUACAGACAGAGGUGAAGAUGGGCUCACCCUAGAUGUCACGGGAACUCAACUAGUGGAGAAGGAUAUCGAGAACCUGGCCAGAGACGAAUUGCAAAAACUGCUCCUGGAGCAAAUGGAGCUCCGCAAGAAGCUGGAGCGAGAAUUUCAGAGUCUCAAAGAUAAUUUUCAGGAUCAAAUGAAGAGGGAAUUGGCUUAUCGAGAAGAAAUGGUGCAACAGCUGCAAAUUGUCAGAGAUACUCUGUGUAACGAACUUGACCAAGAGAGGAAGGCGCGCUAUGCCAUCCAGCAGAAAUUAAAAGAAGCUCACGACGCCCUGCACCACUUCUCCUGCAAGAUGCUGACGCCCCGGCACUGCACUGGCAACUGCUCCUUCAAGCCCCCGCUGUUGCCCUAGGGCCGGCCCGGCCGCGCCCACGCGCCCUCAAGCCAUGCUGCUCUCUUCUUGUAAAUACCCGCGGCCGCGGCGGCCUAAGGCGAGAUACAAGCCAUUCGGACUGGACCGAUGUAAAUACAGCCUCCCGCCCGCCCGCUCUCCUCCCGGGCGCCUCGGCCUUGCCCGCCCCCUCCCGGGCGCCCCCGCCCAGGACCCCGUCUCCGUUUCCAACUGUAAAUACCACCUCGCCCCACGGUUGAACUCCUGGGCAUCGGACCUCAUGGGGUUAACCGGACCGAAGGGGGUAAGAAAGGGGAGGGGGCCUCUCCCCCCUGUACAGCCUCGGAACCCCAAUUGUGAAUACAAUGUAGGAACUUCGCUGGCCCCGCGCUCCCCGUCCCGUCCACUUCUGAAAGUCUUGUUCCUAAUGACAAAGUGGCUAUGUGCAAUGGAUAUAAAUGUACUGUGAGUCUCUCGGUUCAGUAUUGGGUUCACUUUAACUUAUUUAUGCUGUAAGUUAUUUGCUUCCUUCUCCUGGACCUACUUCCGGUCCCGUUUUGCAUUCACUCUUGGGUUUUGCUUUGUCUAUUUUUUUGUUGUAACCUCUUGAUGUAACAGCACUUUAAAAAGGGCGACAACUGCAACUGACUCACGAGAGGGAGACCACCUUGAGCCUGAUUGGGGAGACCACCCUGUAUCCGUGACUUUUGUUUUGUUUUUAAUAAAAAAAAAAUCUGUUACUUCCCGGGGCU
Messenger RNA from Delphinapterus leucas (beluga whale), 3704 nucleotides. RefSeq names its product SKI family transcriptional corepressor 1 (gene SKOR1). The record is from RefSeq and is a predicted model, not a curated record. Lineage: Eukaryota; Metazoa; Chordata; Mammalia; Artiodactyla; Monodontidae. Gene Ontology annotation, molecular function: SMAD binding; RNA polymerase II cis-regulatory region sequence-specific DNA binding; DNA-binding transcription factor activity, RNA polymerase II-specific. Gene Ontology annotation, biological process: negative regulation of transcription by RNA polymerase II; negative regulation of BMP signaling pathway. Gene Ontology annotation, cellular component: transcription regulator complex; nucleus; cytoplasm.